ACCUUGUGUUCUGACUGCAUAUGCAUUAAAUCUGCACUGAAGAAGUAAGCUUCAACCACAACAUUAAAUCUUGGAGCUGGCACAGUUGGUCUAUUCCUGACAGAACCAUGAAGAUGACAUCUCAGAGACAUGCCCGUUAUCUCUCAAUUGAUCUGGACAACGAUGUUACCCUGGUUUUCCGUAAGCCUAGUUGGCAGCUCAGAGCCAGCCUUGCCUCUGUGUUGAUCACCCCUGUCCUCUACCAACUCUACCUCAUUAUGGUCACCAUCAGAUACAUACUCUUCUUACAAACUUUUUCCUCUCCCCCACGUCCUGCUUGCCCUGUGGUUGACUUGAGUUGGACUGGAGUGUUUCCUUGUGAGCUGGGAUGGAGGGGGAGUGCACUGGCCGUUCUCAUUAUGUCAGCUGUGCUUAUCACCUGCUACUCACUCAUCACUGCCUGCUUGGUGAGAUGGAACCCUCGGAAACAAUGGAACUCAACCACAUCAGAAAAGCCGACCAAGUUCCAAGUGAGAGUUCAGAGCACUAAUCGACUGAUGUUGCCCCCCACUCUCAGUCUGUGUAUACUGUUACUGAUAUUCCGCUUACUGUUACAGUCAGGAGAUGUUGAAGCAAACCCUGGACCAACGCUUACCUCAAUUCUGACUCUCCGUGAUUUGAAUUCUGUUUACAAGAACUUGAUAAAAGCCGCUGGAAACUGGUUCAACUUGGGACUUGAUCUGGGAUUAGGCUUUGACAUCCUUAAUAAUAUCAGUGAUAAACAUCGAGACAAUCAAACCUGUCUACGUGACAUGAUAGCUGCUCGCUUGAAGACUGGCCCUCUUACCUAUUCUGAAAUAUGUCAGAGUCUCAGAGCAUCAACAGUUGAUCGAAAUGAUGUCGCUGAGGCUAUAGAGGGGACAUGUACAGAUGAGGAUACUUCACAUAUGAAGCCGAAAUUGUCCACAACGACUCCUGAACCAACCAAAUCCAAAUCCGAUAAUCGUUCCACCAUCCAACCAGAUGAAGCAAUAGGAAUUUAUCGAUCAUACUUAACUAGUAUUUACGAUACAAGAUCCCUCCCUGCUGAUGACAAAUAUCCUCUCCAGUGCGUUAAGCAUUUUGUUAACCUAACAUGUGCUGAUGUAAGUAAACAUUUAUCCAGAGAGGAAAUCAAAGAGUCUUGGUCAGAAAUAGUUCAAGGCAAGCUGGAUAAAUUUCCAAGAGAGAGAAUCACAAUGGACCAGAUAGUUUCCAAAGUAGAGGGCAAAUUCUCUAAACUAGUUGUCAUUAAAGGGGCUCCUGGAGGAGGUAAGACGACUUUGUCAUGGGAGCUGUGCAGACGAUGGGCUAAUGGUGAAGUUUGGACAGAGUACUCCCUCGUUGUAUUGCUCCGACUUCGAGAUGAGAAUAUUCAGGAAGCUGUAGAAUUAGUCGAUCUAUUUCAAUGUGAAGAUACUGAUGAUUCCAAAAGUGUUUAUUCUAUUAUCCGAAAGAACCAUGGGCAGGGCAUACUUUUCAUUUUGGAAGGCCUGGAUGAAUUGACACCAUCCCUUAGAGAAAAAGACUCCAUAUUUAUGAAGCUAAUAACCGGACGUCUUCUGCCAGCUAGUACCGUUCUUGUUACCACUAGGCCCUGGGCUGUAUGCGAUCUACCUGUUACUUGUAGCUCAAGAGUUGAUCAGUUCAUCGAAAUCUUAGGUUUUUCUGGCGAACAAAUUAAAGAGUACAUUGAUCUAAUGAUCAAAAAUCGAGAGGCUCCACCAGAACUACGUGAAUACAUUAACUCUAAUCCACAUAUAUCUAGUGCAAUGUAUAACCCUCUUCAUGCCAGAAUUGUAGUUGAUGUUUACAAAAAAAAUUGUCACAAAAAAAGCAGCGUCUUUCCUAGCACAACAACUGAACUAUACACUGCAUACUGUCAAGUUUUAAUUGAAAGAUAUUUACAUGACAAACCAGAGAGUGAUUGGAGUGACGAGCUUAGUGAGUUACCUUGGUCACUUCAGGUACAUUUUGAUAAACUCUGCCAAAUUGCGUACAAUGGAAUAACAAAAGAAAAACAACAGUUGGUUUUUUUCAAGGAAGAUGUUGUUGAUACUAACACACUUGGAUUCAUGAACAGUGUACAUCCUUUAUAUAAGAAAAGCAACAGUUCUCCAUCUUACAAUUUCCUUCAUCUAACACUUCAAGAGUUCCUCGCUGCAUUUUACGUCUGGAAAAAUAACACCCCACACGAGCAGUUGAUCUUGUUUGAAACAAAGACUGAUGAUGGAUCAUACAAGAUGAUUCUAUUGUUUUUAGCUGGAUUGACUAAACUGAAUGACCCAUGGACACAGUGUGUACUUUCAACUCCUUUUGUGUACUAUGAGAAAGGAUCGUCAAAAGCCGAGAGAAUGUGUAGUAGAUUCUCAAGUGAUCGAAUUCUUUGGAUCUAUGAAAGCCAAAAUGUGCAAGCCAUGAAGGACAUGUAUUGUAAUGUGCUGUAUAUACUACUGCUAUAUUAUGAGACAAUUGAUCAUUUUGCACUUGGUUAUGUUGUAGCUUCUGCUCAUUUCAAAGUAACUGUAAUGGACAUGUUCACGUUUAAUGAAAAUAAUGUGGAUGGAUCAAUGAUAUUAGCAGGAAUCAACAAAGUUUUGCCUUCUUUUACUCUAAGUGUAAGGCAUCUGACAAUGUCUACCACAUUCAAGAUUCCAUCUGCUUGGCAUACACUCACUGAUAGGAUACUACCAGAAUUAGAAAGCGUCACUAUCAGUAUUGACGAUAUAUUUGAUGGGCCUGAGGUUCCAUGUACAUUAAAAAUAUUUGACACUAUACAGCUAUCUCCAAACUUAAGUGUUGUAGAGCUAGAUUUUGGCAUCUCAAGAGACACUGUGAUACGAAUACUUGAUAUUUUGAAGCCAAAACACUGCUUGAAAGUUUUGAAAUGUGCUCAAGUAUCGCCAGCUGAUGAAGAGUUGUUGUCUGACUUCAUUGCACAUUCUAGUAUUGAAAUGUUGGUGAUACAUUUGGUUCGAGCGCUUUCUAUUGGUACCUCACCCAUCACAGAUGCUAAACAUUGGUGUAUUUCAAUUGAAUUGAACGUGACUGAGUUAAAAAGGAACAACACGAAAAUCUUGCCACAUUUGCUGUCUGAAAUUUCAUUUACCAAUAACGAUCCAAGAAGAAUGUUUACAAAAAAAGAGUCAAAAACCAAAAACUUAAUUUCAAUAUUAAGCCACUGGAAACUAAGCUUACAAUAUCUGCGAUGCUCUUCCCAUCUUCACUUGACUCCCACACAAUCUGAGCAGCUUUUUAGUACUCUACUCAAUUGUCCGAUACUUAAAGAACUCGAUAUCCAAAGUGAAAUAAAGGGCCGAUUUGAAUAUUUCUGUACCCCCCUGCAGCACUUGCAAUCACUAACUUUGGAUUGUCGUGAUAAUGCCUGUGAAGUUUUACGUUCUCUCAAAGACAAUCGAUUACAUUCCAUUAAAAGCCUUAAACUGAUAUGUAACUUUGACUGCUUUUUUGAUGAAGCUAUUGGUGAGUAUCUACAGACUGACACAUCUCUAGAGGAAUUGACACUGCAUUAUAUUGAUUUCGAAAGUAGCCCGAGUCAUUUAGAGCAGGGACUGCAAGUUAACACAUGUCUAACUAAGCUAACUAUUUUACCUCAUAUUAGUUAUGAUGAAUCGCUUGAUUAUGAUUAUGGUUUCGAAACGGUUGAACUGGCCCAAAUGUUUCAUACAACUCUACAAUUCAUUGAACUUAUGUUUUGUAAGCAGUUUCCACCGGAUCUACUACCCGUUUUGGAAGCAUUGGGAGAAAACAAUACAGUUAAACACCUGAAACUCCGUCUGUGUGUGCCACCAUUAGAACAUUUUAUACCGUACACUGUUACCACUGAAGAGGCUGAAGCUGUUGGUAAUGUGUUAGCCAAGAACAAGACUCUAGAGGUGUUUUACCUCAAUGUUGAGAUCAUUGAGUGCUCCCCAAUUGUCAGGGGGCUGUUUGAAAACAAAACACUGAAACAAUUCGGCACUUCUAAUAAUACAAAAAAAAACAUUGUCACAUGUCCCGAGUACAUUGAUGUCAGACAAAGAAUUGUGUUUAUUUAGUAGUAUGUAUGACUCCUGUUUUAUGUUAUGGUCUAGUUUGUAUACUAAAUCUUAUAAGUCUUCCCAAUCGGUGGCUAUCUUUCUUAUACAUGUACAGUAUAUUUUUGUGUACCAUUGGGCAGAGAGUAUAAACUCUGUACAAUAAUUAUACACUCCAUAAUUAUUUAUGUCUCUAAUAGCAAUUGUUUUUGAUCG
This is a messenger RNA of Halichondria panicea, 4271 nucleotides long. RefSeq lists its product as uncharacterized. Gene Ontology annotation, cellular component: cytoplasm. The transcript has 6 exons. The coding region runs from base 108 to 4076 and encodes 1322 amino acids. The record is from RefSeq and is a predicted model, not a curated record. NCBI's taxonomy places the organism in Eukaryota, Metazoa, Porifera, Demospongiae, Suberitida, Halichondriidae.